Molecule: messenger RNA, 1554 nt
Organism: Eutrema salsugineum
Lineage: Eukaryota; Viridiplantae; Streptophyta; Magnoliopsida; Brassicales; Brassicaceae
Product: protein HEAT INTOLERANT 4
Exons: 15
Coding region: 97-1554 (485 amino acids)
Biological process (GO): regulation of cellular response to heat
Source: RefSeq, a predicted model, not a curated record
GUCCAAAACUCUUCGUCUUCUUCUCUGAUUUCGAAGUUUCCCGAUCCAACUGCCAUUAAACCCUAGCUUGCUCUUUCUAUCUACUAUACUCUGGAAAUGAGGAAGGGAGCGAAGAAAAAGGGAGGUUCCAAAGCAGGUCGCAAAGCUGCUUCUACUUCGUCGGCGGGUAAGAACGAUGACGCGAUAGUAGAGACUCAGUCCAAUCAGGAGGUUGAGGAAGCGCCUAAGGUCGAAUCUCCGCCUCUCAAGGAAGCCGGGAACGAAGAAGAGGCGAACAAAAAUCAGGACAAGGAAGAAGAACAAGCGAAUCCUGAUUCCUCGACGGAACAAGAGAAAGAUCCAAACGCGAGCCAAAAUGACGAAGCGCCUAAGGUCGAAUCUCCGCUUGCUGAGGAAGCUGGGAACGAAGAAGAGGCGAACGAAAAUCAAGAGAAGGAAGAAGAACUAGCGAAACCUGAUUCCUCGACGCAACAGGAGAAAGAUCCAAACGCGAGCCAAAAUGACGAGGCGAAAGGUGCAUCUUCUUCGCAAAAUGAGAAGCCGCUUCGUCGUGGUAAGCGUAAGAGAUCCACAAAGAAUGAAACCGAGAAGAAAGGGGAAACCAAUCCGCCUCCGAGAGCUAAGCGAGCCAGAGCGACCAAGCCGCAAGAACCUGAGCCUGAGUACUUCAAGGAGAAGCGUAGUCUGGAGGAUUUGUGGAAGGCUGCAUUCCCAGUGGGAACUGAGUGGGCUCAACUGGAUAAGCUUUAUGAAUCCAAAUGGGAUUUCACAAAUCUUGAAAAAGCUCUGGAGGAAAGUGGAAAUCUCUAUGGGAAGAAAGUCUAUGUUUUUGGCUCUACAGAGUCUCAUUUAGUCCCUUACAAAAAUGAAAACAAGACUGUCCUUGUUCCUGCAGUCAUUUGCAUUGAAUCAUCAAUUCCCCCUUCUGAUAAGAUAGGGAUUACAUCGGGUGAAAGCGAGGUGGAGAAAAUAAUUCCCAUGAAAGAUAUGAAAAUGGCCUGGGUUCCUUACGUCCCGCUUGAAAAAAGGGAUAGAGAAGUGGAUAGGAUGAACUUCCAAAUUUUUAUCUUGGGUUGUACGCAGAGAAGGUCUGCUCUCAAACAUUUGAAGGAAGAUCGUGUUAAAAAUUUCAAGCGUUGCCUUCCUUAUAUCUACAACCCAUUUAAGGAAGAUGAAUCUGAGCAGAGCACUGUAGUUCAAAUAACGUUCCCUUCUGAACCACCGGUUGAACUUGAAUAUGACUGGGAAAAAAAGAACCUUGAGGAUUUCACCAAUGAUCUCAUCGUGGACGAGGCAUUACCCCUGGACAAAAAGGAUGAGUUCACGGAGUUUGUCAAAGAGCAAUGUGACAAUGCAAAGAAGACUAACGAAGAGGCGAAACAAGCUCGAGAGAAAGCAAUGGAAGGAAUGAGCGAAGAAACAAAGGAAGCCUACAAAGAGAUGAAGUUGUACAAGUUUUAUCCACUGUCUACACCAGACACACCCGACCUAUCAGGAAUCGAGAAGUCCUCGUUUAUAAACAAGUACUUCGGAAAGGCUCACGAAGUCGCAUGA